AACAGUCCCAAAGGACUGACGACACAGCUAGAAAUUAAAAAUAAAUAUAUAAAAAUACAAAAAAUGCCUAUCUCGAACAGCUCCACUUCUUCCACAAAGACUAUUGGCAGGGCAGGAUCUGAACUUGACAGAUCCGAUUCGAUUACGUCCCCACGGUUCCUGGGCAGGCGACAGAGUUUAAUUGAAGAUGCGAGGAAGGAGCGCGAGGCUGCGGCCGCGGAGACGUCGGAGGCUGCAGAUCAGAUCGUCUUCGAGGAGGAGGAUGGAAAAGCUUUGAUCAACCUUUUUUUCACUUUCAAGAGCUCCAAGGGACAGGUGCUGUCUCGGGCACUGAAGGUCUUUGAGACUUUUGAAGCAAAGAUCCACCACCUGGAGUCUCGAGCUAGCAGGAAGCCCAGAGACAGUCUGGAGGAGCUUGAAUAUUUUGUGAGGUGUGAGGUGCACCUGUCGGACGUGGGUACGCUGAUAAGCUCCAUGAAGAGGGUCGCAGAAGAUGUCCGCACGACCAAAGAAGUUAGAGUUCACUGGUUCCCGAAAAAAAUCUCAGAACUGGACAAGUGCCACCACUUGGUAACCAAAUUCGACCCGGAUUUAGACCAGGAUCACCCGGGAUUUACUGACCCCAUCUACAGGCAACGGAGGAAAGCGAUUGGAGAAAUUGCCUUCAGAUACAAACAUGGUGAACCUAUCCCCAGAGUUGAAUAUACCGAGGAAGAGAUUGGCACAUGGAGGGAGGUCUACAAUACUCUGCGGGGGCUCUACACCACCCACGCGUGCAGUGAGCACCUAGAUGCGUUUCGCCUGCUGGAGAGGCAGUGUGGCUACAGCCCCGACAACAUCCCCCAACUGGAAGACGUUUCCCGCUUCCUUAAAGAGCACACGGGGUAUCAGCUGCGGCCGGUGGCAGGUCUCCUCUCCGCCAGAGACUUCCUGGCCAGCCUGGCCUUCCGUGUAUUCCAGUGCACCCAGUACAUACGCCAUGCCUCCUCGCCUAUGCACUCGCCUGAGCCGGAUUGUGUCCAUGAGCUACUAGGUCAUGUUCCCAUGCUGGCUGACCAUACAUUUGCCCAGUUUUCCCAGGCCAUUGGCUUGGCUUCCUUGGGUGCUUCUGAAGAAGACAUAGAGAAGCUCGCCACUCUGUACUGGUUCACAGUGGAGUUUGGCCUCUGCAAACAGGGGGGAGUAAUCAAAGCCUAUGGGGCAGGUCUGCUGUCCUCCUACGGAGAGCUUGUGCACUCCCUGUCAGAUGAACCUGAGAGGAGGGACUUUGACCCAGAGGAAGCAGCCAUGCAGCCCUACCAGGACCAGAACUACCAGCCUGUCUACUUCGUGUCUGAGAGCUUCGCAGAUGCCAAAGAGAAGCUCAGGGCUUACGUUGCAAGAAUCAAGAGACCGUUUUCGGUGCGGUUUGACCCGUUUACCUGCAGCAUAGAGGUACUGGACAGUCCGCUGAAGAUCCGAGGGGGCCUGGAGUGCAUGAAGGACGAGCUGAAGAUACUGACAGAUGCUCUUAAUGUUCUGGAUUAGUGUGUUACUUGUUCUACAGCCACUCUACUUCUUGCUUGCUUGAGGUCUGAUACUAUAUAGAUUGCUGUGUGUUUCUAUGUACUUUUGCUGCUACCGGGUUUAUUUAGAAGCAGCUCAGUGACCAUCUGGAAACGAUGUGCUGAGUAUGUUUAAUAAAGGUCUGACAGCAGUGAUUUGUUGAUUCCAUAAUGUCAGAUAUUUCUUGGGGAGAACGUACAAUUGUGAACCAAGGGAUAUGUUGCUACUUCAAAGUUAAGCACAUACCAGAUUCAAACAGGCUGUAAUAUGUCAGAUAGUUCAAAUAACGGAUGUAUUUAUGUUUUCCAGAGGUGGGUAUGUAAUGUGUUAAACUACGUGCAGUUCUAUAGUACAUUAAAAUAUGUAUUUUAAUCUGGUACACAAAAUUCCUGUGUUAAAAGUUAUAUAUUAGAUACAAAAUAACAUACAGUAGGUCUGAUUUGCAAUUAUAAUUGUAAGCUGUAUGCUACUUGCUAUGUAUUAACUGAAUAAAAAGCAUAUUC
Molecule: messenger RNA, 2048 nt
Organism: Brienomyrus brachyistius
Lineage: Eukaryota; Metazoa; Chordata; Actinopteri; Osteoglossiformes; Mormyridae
Gene: th
Product: tyrosine hydroxylase
Exons: 13
Coding region: 64-1527 (487 amino acids)
Biological process (GO): dopamine biosynthetic process from tyrosine
Cellular component (GO): axon; perikaryon; cytoplasm
Molecular function (GO): tyrosine 3-monooxygenase activity; iron ion binding
Source: RefSeq, a predicted model, not a curated record